Molecule: messenger RNA, 888 nt
Organism: Zonotrichia leucophrys gambelii
Lineage: Eukaryota; Metazoa; Chordata; Aves; Passeriformes; Passerellidae
Gene: RGR
Product: retinal G protein coupled receptor
Exons: 7
Coding region: 1-888 (295 amino acids)
Biological process (GO): visual perception; G protein-coupled receptor signaling pathway; cellular response to light stimulus
Cellular component (GO): plasma membrane
Molecular function (GO): G protein-coupled photoreceptor activity
Source: RefSeq, a predicted model, not a curated record
AUGGUCACUGCACACCCUCUCCCUGAAGGCUUCACUGAAAUAGAAGUGUUUGCCAUUGGCACUGCCCUGCUGGUAGAAGCCCUGCUUGGUUUCUGUCUGAAUGGCUUGACAAUUAUUUCUUUCCGCAAAAUCAAAGAGCUGCGGACGCCGAGCAAUCUGCUGGUGCUCAGCAUCGCCCUGGCCGACUGCGGGAUUUGCAUCAACGCCUUCAUCGCUGCCUUCUCCAGCUUCCUCAGAUACUGGCCCUAUGGCUCUGAUGGCUGUCAAAUCCAUGGAUUCCAUGGCUUCCUGACAGCCCUGGCCAGCAUUAGCUCCAGCGCUGCCGUGGCCUGGGACCGAUACCAUCACUACUGUACAAGGAGCAGGCUGCAGUGGAGCACAGCUGCCUCCAUGAUGGUGUUUGCAUGGCUGUUUGCUGCCUUCUGGUCUGUGAUGCCCUUGCUGGGGUGGGGAGAAUACGACUACGAACCCCUCCGAACCUGCUGCACCCUGGACUACAGCAAAGGGGACAGAAACUAUGUCACAUUCCUUUUUGCUCUGUCCACUUUCAAUUUCAUGAUCCCAGGCUUCAUCAUGCUGACAGCCUAUCAGUCCAUACACCAAAAGUUCAGGAAAACUGGGAACUUUAAGUUUAACACUGGUUUGCCACUGAAGACACUGGUCAUUUGCUGGGGUCCCUACUGCCUCCUGUGCUCCUAUGCAGCAGUAGAAAAUGUGAUGUUCAUUCCACCAAAAUACCGCAUGAUUCCUGCUCUUGUUGCCAAGACUGUGCCAACGGUGGAUGCCUUUGUAUAUGCCCUGGGAAAUGAAAACUACAGAGGAGGAAUAUGGCAGUUUCUCACAGGACAGAAGAUUGAGAAAGCAGAGGUUGAUAAUAAAACUAAAUAA